AUGGGUGUUAAUGUAGCUCCAAUACCGAGUCCAGGGGACGUUGGAGCACAAGCUGUGGCCAUCAGAAUAGCGGGAGACCAAGCUUCCUUCUGGGGUUGCGGAUUCUUUGGAGCCCAGGACACCCUUCAUGAUGAUAGGGGUAGACAUUACUUCAAGGACCGCUAUAUCCAAGGUUCAAUCGACUUCAUCUUCGGUAAUGCAAGGUCAUUUUAUGAGGUAGGCUUGGCUGCCUUCAAAAUCAAUAUCUAG
Molecule: messenger RNA, 249 nt
Organism: Ilex paraguariensis (yerba mate)
Lineage: Eukaryota; Viridiplantae; Streptophyta; Magnoliopsida; Aquifoliales; Aquifoliaceae
Source: the annotation of a GenBank genome assembly